Messenger RNA from Alnus glutinosa, 3374 nucleotides. Its product is annotated as pentatricopeptide repeat-containing protein At3g24000, mitochondrial. The record is from RefSeq and is a predicted model, not a curated record. The transcript has a single exon. Gene Ontology annotation, molecular function: protein binding; zinc ion binding; RNA binding. Lineage: Eukaryota; Viridiplantae; Streptophyta; Magnoliopsida; Fagales; Betulaceae. Gene Ontology annotation, biological process: RNA modification. The coding region runs from base 343 to 3156 and encodes 937 amino acids.
GAUCUAAUAAACAAGGGCAUCGACAAACAGGAAAAGUCUCCCGAGCUGGCUAGGUGCUGCAGAAAACUCUCUCCAGCUCUCAAACUCCCCACAACCACUUCUCCAUACUCUUUUUCGGUCCUGAACCACUUCAAGCCAGUAUCCAUUUCCUUCCGAUGCAUAGAAGAGCCCGCAAACCAUGGCGUCUCAUUCCUCUCAAACCACCCGAACCCCGAAAUCGCGUGCUUCGUUCAAAAGGGUUUCUCGGAAGUUACCCAGGAAAUUGUUGGGAGAGCAGUCCAUGGACUAUGCAUAAAGGGUUUAGUGCGUUUGAGUGUAUUUCAUUCGAAUACUUUAAUAAACAUGUAUUCAAAAUUCGGUCAUAUAGAACGUGCUUGGAAUAUGUUCGAUAAAAUGUGUGAAAGAAAUGAAGCUUCGUGGAAUAACAUGAUGUCGGGGUUUGUUCGAGUGGGUCUUUACCGGGAAGCUUUUGGAUUCUUUCGUGAAAUGUGUGGACAUGGUAUCAAGACAAGUGGGUUUAUGAUUGCUAGUUUGGUAACAGCGUGUGAUAGGUCGGAUUGUAUGUUAUGUGAAGGACUUCAAGUUCAUGGUUUUGGUGUUAAGAUUGGUUUGUCUGCUGAUGUUUUUGUGGGAACUUCUCUUUUGAAUUUUUACUGCUCCUAUGGCCUUGUUUCUUCGGCCCUGAAGCACUUUGAGGAGAUGCCUGAGCGGAACGUAGUCACUUGGACUUCAUUGAUAGUUGGGUAUUCAUGUAAUGGCGAUUUGGGACAAUCUAUAGACAUUUAUGGGCGAAUGAGGCGUGAAGGUGUAUGUUGCAAUGAAUGCACACUCGCUGCAGUCAUUAGUUCCUGCGGGAUGCUUGGGGAUGAACAGUUGGGUAAUCAAGUCCUUGGACACGUUGUAAAGUCUGGAUUAGAGACUAAUGUUUCUGUUGAAAACUCCCUCAUAUCAAUGUUUGGUAGUUCUGGUCGCAUGGAGUUAGCCUGCUAUGUCUUUGAUCACAUGGAUAAACACAACACAAUCUCAUGGAAUUCAAUGAUUUCAGCAAAUGCACAUAAUGGGCUUUGUGAAGAAUCAUUAAGAUAUUUUUACUGGAUGCGUCAUGUCCAUGAAGAGAUAGAUUCUACAACAGUUUCAACUUUGUUAACAGUCUGCGGUUCUGUAAAUAAUUUGAAGGGGGGCAGAAGAAUUCACGGUCUAGUAGUAAAAAUGGGACUGGAAUUAAACGUUUGUGUAUGCAAUACUCUUAUAAAUAUGUAUUCUGAGGCUGGAAGUUCUGAGGAUGCAGAGUUGGUGUUCCAGAAAAUGCCAGACAAGGAUUUAAUCUCGUGGAAUUCCAUGCUGACAAGCUAUGUUCAGGAUGAGAAGUGCCUGUAUGCCUUAGAACGUUUUUCUGAAAUGAUUCGGAUGGAAAAAGCAAUAAACCAUGUGACUUUUGCAAAUGUAUUGGCUGCCUGUUCGGACCCUGAAUUUCUUGUUGUGGGCAAGAUUGUUCAUGCCCUUGUAAACCUUGCUGGCUUACAUGACAACUUGAUCGUUGGCAAUGCAUUAGUUACCAUGUAUGGAAAGUCUGGUAUGAUGGUCGAAGCAAAAAAAGUAUUCCAAACAAUGCCCAUGCGAGACGAAGUAAGUUGGAAUGCACUCAUAGGUGGUCAUUCUGAGAAUGAAGAAUCCAAUGAAGCAGUAGAAGCUUUUAAAUUGAUGAGAGAAGAUGGCGUUCCUGCAAACUACAUUACAAUUGCAAAUGUUCUUGGUGCUUGCUUGACUAUGUAUAAUCUACUAAAACAUGGGAUGCCUAUCCAUGCACAUGUAGUUCAGACAGGGUUUGAAUCAGAUAAGUAUGUGCAGAAUUCCCUUAUCACAAUGUAUGCCAAGUGUGGUGAUCUGAACUCUAGUAAUUACAUUUUUUGUCAUUUGGCUGAUAAGAACUCUGUCACAUGGAAUGCUGUAAUCACUGCAAAUGCUCAUCAUGGCCAUGAGGAAGAGGCUUUAAGACUUCUUUCACAAAUGAGACGCAUCGGAGUAGAUUUAGAUCAAUUCAGCUUCUCUUUGGCUCUUGCUGUUACUGCUAACUUGGCCAUACUGGAUGAAGGCCAACAGCUUCACGGUUUGGCAAUUAAACUUGGGUUUGAGUCAGAUCAUUAUGUUUUAAAUACUGCAAUGGAUAUGUAUGGAAAAUGUGGGGAAAUGGACGCUGUGUUACGAAUACUUCCCUUACCAAGCAACAGGUCACGAUUAUCAUGGAACAUAUUGAUAUCGGCUUUUGCAAGACAUGGGUGUUUCCAAAAGGCUAGGGAAACUUUUCAUGAAAUGCUAAAACUGGGGCUAAAACCUGAUCAUGUCACAUUUGUCUGUCUCCUAUCUGCAUGCAGUCAUGCAGGCCUUGUGGAUGAGGGUCUUGCGUACUAUGCAUCAAUGACUACAGAAUUUGGUGUUCCAGCAGGAAUAGAGCAUUGUGUAUGCAUAAUUGAUCUUCUUGGACGAUCAGGAAGGCUUGCUGAGGCUGAAACUUUUAUUAAAGAAAUGGCAGUCCCUGCAAACGACCUUGUCUGGCGGAGCUUUCUGGCUGCAUGCAAAAUCCAUGGCAAUUUGGAGCUUGCCAGGAACGCUGCAGGUCAUCUUUUUGAGUUAGCUCCAUCAGAUGACUCAGCUUAUGUUCUUUAUUCAAAUGUCUGUGCAACUACCGGGAGAUGGGAGGAUGUAGAGAAUGUCAGGAUGCAAAUGGGAUCUAAUAGCAUAAAGAAGAAGCCUGCAUGCAGUUGGGUCAAGUUGAAGAAUAAGGUGAGUUCAUUUGGGAUGGGAGACCAGUCCCAUCCAGAGACUGAACAGAUAUACACCAAGUUGGGAGAGCUUAGGAUGAUGAUAAAAGAAGCAGGUUAUGUUGCUGAUACAACCCAUUCACUGCAUGAUAUAGAUGAAGAACAAAAGGAGCACAAUCUUUGGAACCACAGUGAGAGAAUUGCCCUUGCAUUUGGAUUGAUCAACACUCCAAAAGGUUCACCCAUCAGGAUUUUCAAGAAUCUUCGUGUUUGUGGUGAUUGCCAUUCUGUUUACAAGUUUGUUAGUGGACUUGUUGGCCAGAAAAUCAUAUUAAGGGAUCCAUACCGGUUUCACUGUUUUAGCGGGGGGAAGUGUUCUUGUUCUGAUUAUUGGUAAUGAAGCUAAUUAUGAGCUCAGUUUAUUAGCUUUGUUAAGAGUACACAGUAGUGACUUGCAGAUGAAGCCAUGAAGGUUGAGUUUUUAAUCUGGGAUUGGGUAUAGGUUAUCCUGUUUGAUGUUGAGAGUUCCUUUUUGUACAAUAUAUCUGUAUUUUAUAUUAUUGGUUCCAUUGAAAUUUUGGAAUAGAAAUUCAUUUGCGAAAUUUGUCAUAUUAA